Xyrichtys novacula (pearly razorfish) is the source of this 447-nucleotide messenger RNA. NCBI's taxonomy places the organism in Eukaryota, Metazoa, Chordata, Actinopteri, Labriformes, Labridae. The record is from the annotation of a GenBank genome assembly.
AUGGUUGGUGGGUGGACAUGGAAAAAGUGGGUGUUUGGAUUGCUGGGUGUGAAGCACAGAGGACAGAAGACAAUGCCUGUUCUCCGCUUGGUGGAAAGAUGGACCAGACAAGAGCUGAUUCCACUGGUUCUACACCAUGUUCGGAUGGGAUCCACAAUACUUACCGAUGAGUGGCAGGCCUACCGUCUGUCUGAAUUUGGAUACAAGCAUUAUACAGUCAACCACAGUGUGGCAUAUGUUUAUGCUGAUAAAGACUGCCACACUCAACACAUUGAGAGGGCCUGGAGGAGCUACAAGGAGACUAUUGGGAGACUACGGGGGAAUCGAACCAAGGAUCGACUAAGAGAUCACCUGAUCAAGAUUAAGUGGAAUGAAUGCCUGGAUAAAAAACACAGUAAUGGUCCACCGGGAUGCCUGCUCCAUGAUAUUUCAAAGCAAUACAAAUAG